AUGGUCAUUUCAAAAGAUGUGCAUCUUCCUUCGGAAAGUGAUCUGACGGUGGAUCAGGAAAUAACGCUAUCGACACCUUGGCUGAAGGCGGUGGCGCCGUACAUGGCUAAGCAUUGCGAAAAAGAAGCCAAUGUGAGUUUUUUCCUAGUUUUUUAAAUUUAUUGAUAUUGCUAAAAAUUUUCUUUGAAAUGAUGGUAUAUAACAAUAUAUAAAUAAGUUAGAGAUGACGCUUUCAGAAACUCUUGUUGACAUAGUUCACCGUAACUAAAUACUGAAAAAUGAUUAGUUGUUGUGUUUCAUCUCUUUAACGAAUCCAUGAGAGUAUUUUUAGAAGUUGCAAAAAUAAUAUUCUAUUGUUGCUGAGAAAUGCUAACUUGUUAUGUUUCAUCUCUUUUAUGUCGUAAUUUUGUUUGCAACUUUCAUAACUUUAGCUUUUGUUCAAGAUUUAUCAACUCUUCAAAGGAGGAAACACCAUCAAAAAAAACUUUUCGUCUGGUCAAUCUGAUAUAUUUUCAUACUCUCAUUGUCACCGACCUCCUUUUGAAAAAUAAAAAUAUUAUCUAAAAACUGUUUUUAGAAUUUCCGAUAGUUUUCCGACGCUAAGUGAGUAUAUGAUUCUUAUCUUAUCUGCGUGUUUUUUUCUCUGUCAAAAUAAGCUCACUUCAAAUAUUUAUUCGGUUAGGGGUGGUUCUGCUGAGACCUUUUUCCUUGGUUUAGGAGUUCAUGCUGCGCCGCAAAGAGCUGGAAGACCCUAGGGCGACUUUGAAAGAAGGAGCCGCUCUGACCAACUGCGGCGUCAAGUUUUUGCAGUCGUUGAAGCGCUCUUGCUUGGCUGAGACGGAGCGAUUGGCCAAUUGUGUCGACCAGAGCAGCGCCAAGCUCUACCUCAGCAAGUAGGAUUCGUUUUUUUUUUCCAGCUUUUUUUUUCUCAGUGUGUAUGAGUAUAAUGGGAAAAAUUUCGAUUUCAUGAAAUAUUAAUAUUAUUCAAAAUCAUUCUAGAUCAGUUUAAAAGCUAAUUUAUUUAUUCAUGGGUCAAGAAGUUAGUUCAUCAUCUGAAAAUCUUCAGUUCGAAGUUCGAAGAUGAUGACGGAAUACUUUUUUCAGACCAUUAGGAGAAAAUAUUUUACUUUUUUUUAAGAGAAAAUAUUUCAUUUUUUCGAAUAAAGUAUGAAAAAGAUGAGUGUUAGAAUUUAAUUUUUAAAAGGGCUCCUAUCUUCAUUCUCUUCAUAAAAUGCUGUGAAAUAGGGUAGAAAACAAAAUUUAUAAAGUUGCUUAUUUAUUUUUUUUAGAUAUUGAUUUGAAAAAAAUAUUCAAGAAACAGUAUGAGAUUCCCAGGAGAAGCGUUUCAUAAAGUUUUUUUGUUGAAUGUUUGGAAAAUAUUGAAUAUCAAGGACACGUUCGGAAACCUCGAAAGAAAGAUAUGAAGGAAACAGUUUUUUUUGAAACUCAGAACUGUAGUUCUAGAAUCUUAUGAUCGCGUUUUGGUCAAACAUGGCUUGCUCGGUCAAAAGGAAACUUUUUUUUUUGAACUUUUCUUACGUUUUCAUGCAUGCUUCGUUUCUCAGUGGAGCAUGACAAUCAAAAUAUCGCCUUGAAUCUGUGUGUUUCAGAUGCCACGAUGACCAGAAACAGCUGGAUGCUUGUGUUGAGACGAACCUCCACGUGACGAGACCCAAACUGGGAUAUUUCAGUUUGCCGCAUGUUCAUAACAGUGCAGCACCACCUCCACGUGAUUGAAAUACGAUUUAUCCAGUGAUAAUUUCGUUUUUCAGCCUUGCCGAUCCGCGAUUACAAAGCGGAAGCCGCAAAGGUGCUCGCCGAGCUGCCUGAUGAUUACCAUUUGCGCAAAGACUACCGCAAGUACAACGACUGGAGAUACAACUUUGCCGAGAGCUAA
Molecule: messenger RNA, 1897 nt
Organism: Caenorhabditis auriculariae
Lineage: Eukaryota; Metazoa; Nematoda; Chromadorea; Rhabditida; Rhabditidae
Source: the annotation of a GenBank genome assembly